UGCAACACGUCCCUCAGACUCACCGGGGCUGAAGCUGAAGCUGCGCGCUCCCGAAGAUUCCAGCAUCCAGAGUCCUUUCUCAGCUACAGUAUGGAUCAUGAUGCCUUUUAUCGCCUGAUAAACUUCUCUUCGUUUUGUUUUGUCGCUUUACUCAUCACGUUCGCGUCAUCUCGCAAUUUAAUAUCCGUGGGAAUUGGUAAUCUGACACAUCAACUCGGUUUUUUGUAGUUAUGCUUGUCAGUUUGACUCUCGCGCAUCUGCGCUCAAUAAACUGACGCUUUUAUUCAGUUGCACUGAAGUUCAGCAUCACCAAAAAGCGCAGAGAGAUUUCCAUCACCGUCUAAACACUCAGCUGGAGCAGAACCAGUGUCAUGGGGCCCUUACUCUGGGAAGGGCGCCUGUCAUGUUUUCUUCUCCAUGCUUCUGUUCUCCUGCUGCUCAGCAAGGGGGAGCGGAUGUGCCCUGUGAAUUGCCGGUGCGAAGGCAAGAUUGUUUACUGCGAGUCUGGAGCCUUUCAAGACGUCCCAGAGAACAUCUCUCUAGGGUGCCAGGGUCUAUCCCUGCGGUACAACAGCCUCUUGUUGUUGCUACCUUACCAGUUUGCUCACCUCAACCAGCUGGUCUGGCUCUACCUGGACCACAAUUCCAUCAGUGUAGUGGAUAGACUGGCUUUCCAGGGGCUUCGCAGGCUAAAGGAACUAAUCCUAAGCUCUAACAAGAUCGCGCAGUUGCAUAACGGCACCUUUGAGACUGUCCCAAACCUGCGCAACCUUGACCUGUCCUACAACCAGCUGCAGGACUUGAUGCCAGGGCAUUUUCAUGGACUACGCAAGCUUCAGAAUCUUCACCUUCGAUCAAACAACAUUAAAAGCAUCCCUGUUCGUACUUUUAUGGAAUGUCGAAGCCUGGAGUUUCUAGAUUUGGGUUACAAUCGCCUACGGACUAUAACUCGUACGACAUUUCUGGGACUGCUCAGGCUGACAGAACUUCAUCUUGAACACAAUCAAUUUUCCAGGAUUAACUUUUUCCUAUUUCCACGCCUCUUGAAUCUGCAGUCUCUUUAUCUGCAAUGGAAUCGCAUACGGUCAGUUGUCCAAGGUUCGCCUUGGACUUGGCACACUUUACAGAAAUUGGAUCUAUCAGGCAACGAAAUUCAAGUUUUGGAUCCGGCUAUUUUUAGGUGUCUGCCCAACUUGCAUACACUCAAUCUGGAGUCUAACAAGAUAAGCAACGUGUCCCAGGAGGUUGUUUCAUCGUGGAUCUCCAUUAGCACUAUCAACCUGGCAGGAAACAUAUGGGACUGUAGCUCUAGUAUCUGCCCUCUGGUGUCUUGGCUGAGAAACUUCAGGGGGACUCGAGAUGCCAGUAUUAUUUGCAGCACUCCAAAAUCCCUUCAGGGAGAAAGAGUCAUGGACGCAGUGAGGAACAACUCUGUGUGUGAGGAGAUAUUCACUGUGGAACCGACCACGGAAUUAACACUUCUUUUGACUACAACUACAACAACUCUUUAUGUAACAAAACCACCCACAACCACCACUACAACCCCACGCACCACAACUAGACAGGUUUCUCAAGUUACCCACGUACAAAGAGUCACCCCAAAGGUUUUGUUCCCUAUUCAGUCCAACAACGAAUUUCUACCACCCCUUUUGGUAACACCUAGCAGCCUACCCUUCACCCCCGAACCUGAGUUUGAGCAUAUGACCUUCCACAAGAUCAUCGCUGGCAGUGUUGCCCUAUUUCUCUCGGUGUCUUUAAUCCUAUUAGUGAUUUAUGUGUCGUGGCGACGAUACCCUAACAGCAUGAGGCAACUCCAGCAGCACUCCAUUCGACGCAAGCGCAGGAAAAAGACCCAAGAGCCUGAGCACAACAUCAACUCUCAACUUCAAGAGUAUUACCUAAGCUACAACCAUGCCAAUGCAGAGACCAUGGAUUCUUUGGUCAACGGGGCGUGCACCUGCACCAUCUCGGGCUCCAGAGAGUGCGAGGUAUGACCUACCGCUAAAAAAACGCAUUCUCUGCACCAGGGAGUCAGAGAAUGCAUACACGUAUCCCAGACCACUGCCAGGGGCCUGGAUGGGAGACAUAUCCACAAUUCACUGAGGGGCCCACGAGAAAAUGCACCACUGCCCAUUUUGAUUUGCAACGGCUCAGAUAAAGCCUUUCCUGAAUUUUCCAACACAAAAGGAGAAAGAAUUAGGCUGAAUGGGCAGCACACAUCCUCAACCCCUCGUUUUGGACUCUUUUAAAUGUUGAGCAAGCGGAUACAGCAUCAAUUUGACACCCCCUCCCCACCCCCACCCCCACCCCCGUCCUCGAGUCGAACCGGUUUGGUUUUUACUUCAACCAAUAAUAAACGUCUCCCACAAUGGGGCUUGCGAGCACGCAAGGCAAAUUCAUCCGUAAUGAACCAGCAAAAUGUUUCUCAACGCUGCCAUUGUUGCUGUAUGAUAGCUACUACCUGCUCUCUCCAAGGAAUCAACGCCCACUGUCCUGUUCAUCCCUUUGUGUUGUGUAGUGAUGUGUCAAACUAUUCAUGCCGAACCAUCUGAAACGUCUCUCGUGAUCAGUGGACAGUAAUUGCUCAGUUGAGCACAACCCACGAGAAUGUUUCUGAGGACUACAUAACAACAGAAGAUAUUUUUGACUGCUGUGAAAACAUCAUGAAGAAAAGCCGGUUUGCGAGGACUGUAACCUUACCACGAGUUCCCACUGUGUUUUGAUUUCAACCCUGGGUGAACUUGGACACACCACGGGAGAGUUGAAUUGUGGGUAUCGUAUAUGUGUGUCGUGAAUUAGCUUUUUUGUUCUCCGUUUAAAGUUGGAAUUUCCACUUUCCCUGGAUUUUUAGCAGUCCUUUCUCUUUGUUCAGACAGAAAAGUUAUCUGAUUACUUUUUUUAUGAGCAACAUAUCAUCCGAAUGUGAUGACUCAAAGAUAG
This is a messenger RNA of Carassius carassius (crucian carp), 2940 nucleotides long. RefSeq names its product leucine-rich repeat transmembrane neuronal protein 4-like. The transcript is spliced from 3 exons. Bases 372 to 1994 code for a protein of 540 amino acids. Gene Ontology annotation, molecular function: protein binding. The record is from RefSeq and is a predicted model, not a curated record. NCBI's taxonomy places the organism in Eukaryota, Metazoa, Chordata, Actinopteri, Cypriniformes, Cyprinidae. Gene Ontology annotation, cellular component: plasma membrane.